UCUCAUUGUUUGCGGCUCACUGUUGCUCUGCACCGCCGGGCGGAGAGAGCGACGGGUCAGAGGAAAAUGGCGGACGGUGUGGAUCACAUCGACAUCUACGCCGACGUAGAGGAGGAAUUUAGCCAGGAAGCCGACUACCCAGUUCACGAGCAGAUCGACCUGUAUGAUGAUGUAAUAUCCCCAUCAGCCAACAAUGGCGAUGCUCCAGAAGACCGCGACUACCUGGACACACUGCCUGCACCAGGUGGCGCAGAGGGAGGAAAGAGUGCCCCGCCCAAUGUGGUGUACACCUACACAGGCAAAAGGAUUGCCUUGUACAUAGGAAAUCUAACAUGGUGGACGACAGAUGAGGACCUGACAGAAGCCAUCCGGUCAGUAGGCAUCACAGAUGUGCUGGAGAUCAAGUUCUUUGAAAACAGAGCCAACGGCCAGUCAAAAGGGUUCGCGCUGGUGUGCGUGGGCUCAGAAGCGUCAUCCAGGAAGUUAAUGGAGCUGCUGUCAAAGAGGGAGCUCCAUGGUCAGAAUCCCAUCGUCACACCAUGCAACAAACAGUCCCUCAGCCAGUUUGAGAUGCAGUCACGCAAAAGUACUCAGUCAGGCCAGAUGUCUGGAGAAGGUAAAGCUGGUCCCCCUGGCGCUGGCCCUCGUGGAGGUUUCCCCAUGGGUCGAGGUAGAGGCAGAUUCCCUGGACCACCCGGUCCUGGAGGAGACCGCUUCCCUGGGCCUGUUGGGCCUGGCGGGCCACCACCACACUUUCCUGGCUCGGGGAUGAGACCAGAUCUGAUUAGACACCAAGAUGGCCCUCUGAUGGAUAUGAGUUUCAAUCCCUUCCCGCCGGGGGGCAGGAACGGGAGCUGGCGUGGCAGAGGUGGGAUGCAAGGUCCCCCACGCCCGCCUCCCGGACCCCCUGGUCCCCCUGGCCCUCCAGGACCUCCCCCUCCUGGCCAGGGUCUCCCCCCGCCUCUCGCUGGUCCUCCAAAUCGUGGCGACAGGCCGCCUCCCCCUGUCCUCUUCCCUGGGCAGUUUGGCCAGCCUCCAAUGGGACCCCUGCCCCCAGGCCCCCCUCCUCCAGGUUACGGCCCUCCCCCUGGUCCCCCGCCUCCUCAACAGGGCCCGCCACCCCCGGGACCCUUCCCUCCUCGUCCCCCAGGCCCCAUUGGGCCCCCCAUGGCUUUGGCUCCACCUCCACACAUGCCAGGUCCCCCACCAGGUGGACCACCACCAGCACCCCAUGUCAACCCUGCGUUCUUCCCCCCACCUGGCAACAACAACAUGCCCCCUAAUGACAGCCGAGGACCCCCUGGACCAAAUGACCCAUACGGACGGCCACCACCAUAUGAGAGAGGGGACUAUGGUCCUGGAGGCCGGGAGAUGGAGGCCUCCCGGACACCUCUGAGUGAGGCAGAAUUUGAGGAGAUCAUGAACAGAAACAGAGCCAUCUCCUCCAGCGCGAUAUCUAGAGCAGUGUCUGAUGCCAGUGCAGCUGACUAUGGCAGCGCUAUAGAGACCUUGGUGACAGCCAUCAGUCUGAUUAAGCAGUCCAAAGUGUCAGCAGACGACCGUUGUAAGGUCCUUAUCAGUUCCCUGCAGGACUGUCUCCACGGCAUUGAGUCAAAAAGCUACGGUUCCGCCUCCAGGCGAGAGCGCUCCAGGGAACGAGACCACAGCCGCUCCAGAGAAAAGAGCCGAAGGCACAAAUCCCGCAGUCGCGACCGGCAUGAGGACUAUUACCGUGAACGCAGCCGGGAGCGCGACCGCCAUCGUGAGAGGGACCGGGACCGAGACCGUGAAAGAGAGAGGGAGAGGGAGUACCGACACCGCUAGACGACAAGGAAGACUUGGACUUGAGCCAGUCUAGUUCACGCCCGAAUAACCUUCAACUACAUGGCAGAAGGAGAAAAACACCAGCGUUGAGUUUGAAAAAGUCUUCUCUGAUUACUUACCUCGUCUCUUCUUCAUUGGAAUAAUGGCUUCAGUUUAGCUCACAAACCAAAUUUGCUGUAGGGAUUUUCUAUAGAGAGUUGUCAAGGAAAUGUUGUCUUUGUCCUCUUGAAUACACUCGUGUAUGCCAUAAAGGGCUUUUGAACAGUUUCAAAACUUUUGAAGUCAUAUAGUCAAACUAGGUUACAGCUUAAAAGCUAAGUAUUAAUUUAAAUGCCCCUAUAUGAAUAUUUGAGGAAGGGGUCAAGGAGAGACGAGGUAAGCAAGGUAACGACUUUUAAAACUCAGUCCUUUUGGUUUCAGGUAGGUUUAAGGUAAGUGCUUUCCUUAAAAUUUCAUGAUGUAAUGACAGUUGUGUUAUUGUGUAUUUGGUCUUUCAGUCAAUAUAUGUAAAGCAAUGUAUUCACAGAGGGGUUUGUAAGAGCUGUAUCUAUGCUGUGGUUCUCCCCAAAAUCAGAAAAUACAGUGAUAGUUACUGGAAAUUUCAUUUGUGGAUGCAUUGUUACUUUUUGGUCUACAUGCCUCUGAGGCUGGUAUCUGCUAAAUUUGUCAGCCACUUUUUGUACUCUGCCCAAAUAAAAAAAACAAAUAAUGAAUUCUCUGACAGAUAACAUGAACAUGUGUAAAUGGUAAGACAGCAGUACCAGCCUGCUGCUUGUAUAUGGCUGUGGUGGGUAAGGUUUUGUACUACUUGGCACGUCAGAGACUCUCUGUAUAAACACCUUUUUUAAUAAACAUCGUAUUGGCUCGUACAAUUUUGGUUUUACCAGCAGCUAUGGCCAGUGGACCAAAAUAACUUCUGGCUUCAAUAUCAAGGUUUAAUUCUUACUUGCCAUUUCUUUAUAUGUGAGUUUAAGCUAAUUCAAUUGUGACUGCUGAGUUGGUUUGUCAGUGUGCUUGUUAUAAUAGUUCCUUGACUGAUCGGCUUCUUUGGUUUUAGAUGUCUUACUUUUUUACGAUACCUAGUACAGAUUUAGCGUUUUGUGUGGUCUGUUUGUUCAGAUUAUAAUUUUAGCAAAAAAAAUUACAAUGUUCAACUUGUCGAUAGACCAAUCUACACUUUGUAAAUGUUCCAUUCAUAGAAAUGUUGUAUACAUAUUACCAUUUCAGUUUAAAAAUGAAAAUAUAUAAUUUUCAUGUUUAUAAUUACGAGAAGGUCACAAUUUAUCAGUGUCAAUAUCUGAUGAUUUUUGGGCGCGAAAUUUUUUGACAAUGUGAUUGUGCCAUAUUUGCAUGUCAGUAAUACUGCCUGACAUUUUACUUUCGUCAGAUUGAAUGUUUUGUAGCCUAGUGUUACUCACAACCAUUGUACCUCAAUUUAAGACAUUGAGGUGAAGUGAAAAAAUGAAAGAGAAAAAAAUCAUACCUUUUUGAUAUCCUGUUCUAGUACACAUAAUGUCACACAGAUCAUUUUUUGAGGCAACGGAAAAAAACAAUUUGAUACUCUGCAUGGAUAGAACACUGGCUUUAAAUUGAAAGAAUUCUUAAUUUUUUGAUUAUCAGAAUUGGUUUACAUGAAGGAUCGUGACUUAUUCAUAUUAGUAGCAAGAGUAUAUGAUAAUUAUAAAUUGGAACUCGAAAGACAGAAUAAGAAAAUCGUUGUUUUCACAUCCUACGUUUCUUUUGGCUGUCACCAGGCCGUCAAUAGAUAUUUAAUUUAAUUUUUAUUUUUUUAAUUGAGUUGCCUUCAGUUAAAGUAACGUAGCGCAGUUAAACUAAAUGAAAUCAUAAUUUUGGAUAAUAAUAAUCAAUAUAAUUUAGAAGGUAUACAGUAAAAGAACUACAAUUUUAAUGUCAAUGCAGAAAAUUCAUGAUAACAUGCCAAUUGUUAUUUGACAUUGGCUGAUACAUAGAAGAAAUUAACAUUUUAAUAUUUGUUUUUCUGUGUGAUUUUUGUAUGUACAUUGAAAUGAUUUCCAUUUAGGCUGCAGUGUUGAUUUUAAAAUGAUAAAUAGCCCUAGGUUGCCAAGAGAUCAUGAAAGUAUUUUUGGCACAUAGCAUUAUGUGUUUUGCUGGCAUUUUGGAUGUUAAGUCAUGUUAUGAAUGAGUUGUAGAUGAAUUUAUCUGAAACUACUUGACACCAACUUGUACGCAACUAAUAAUGAUACCACACUGACUACGUUUUCAUGCAUAAAAUAUUCCGUUUUUUGCCCUUAUUCUGAAAAAGACAGUAUUCCUACUAAGCUGUUUACAUGAUUAAUGAAAUUCCACACAUAUUCCUGUUACAUGCAGUUGUACAUACUCCGAUUAACAUAGCUGUAAAUGACGUACUGUACGUCCUACGGAGGAAUUUCCCUCCUUUUUUCCUUCGUUUUCAAUUUGUAGUCAUGUUGCUCCUGCGGCACAAGUGGAACAGCUUUAGCCAUUUUGCCUUUCUGUAUCAAAAGAGGUAUUAUUAAAGAAGUUUUCCACCAGUGGCAGACUUGUUUGGCUGUACAAUCAGACUCUUUCUUUCAUUCACUCAUUCAACCACCUUCUUGAAAAGGUCAGUGUUGCACUAUUAUAAUAUUGUCAUCCAAUCUUUCAUAAUGUUUAAAAGUAGUUGUGUUCUCCUUCCGAACAGAAAUGUUUUUUGUGCAUGUAUUUGUUGGCUAGUUGGUUUGUUUACAACGCGCACCGUAAACAGACAAGAGGCCAUGUGUCACAAACUACAGUAAAAACCCCAAAUUCACUGCCUUUCUGAAGAAUGCUUCUGAACCUUAAUGAUAUUGACAUGUCCCACAUGUCUUAAUCGGAGAAUGCUUAAUUCGGAAUAUGCUGGUUACAUGACCCUUAUCAAAUGAGGAAUAUUGUCAUGUUGGGAAUAAUUGCAGGAAAUCAGCGUGCAUGCAAACGUAGUCAUUGUCAAGGUUCUAAAAUUAUGAGUUAAAUAUUUUUUAGGCAAAUAUUUUGAGACUCGCUGUUUUCAUGGAUUCUCCGUGUUAGGGUUUCACCAGUCAUUUGUGAUCUUUGUGGCAAGAUUCCAUUGCGUCACUUGCGUAUUGUCCAACUUUUGUAAAGUUUUGGAACUGCAGUUGAAAAAUAUCAGGUUUGAACGAUAUUGUGUAUCGUUCUGAUGUCCUUUACUGCCAAAGCACUAACAUGUCUGUGGUGUUAUGUAUAAACCAGUCCUUUUAUAGAGCAGAGUCUCAUAGGUUACAUGGAGCCUUCAGCAUCUCUGUAGAGUUGCACAUCGCCCCAAAUAAUAUUUCUCAUCAUUUUAAAUGAGCUUUCAGACAUAUACUUGAUUCACAUUUAACACCUUAAUGUAUACAUGUGCACUCACAGAGCAGGAUUUAUGUUUUAUACACAACACGCCAUUUAUGAUUUAUAUAUGCACUUGUAUUACAAGUGUUUCCGUUUUUCUCAUACUGAGAAAUAUUAACUGGGGUGGUUUUGCUCGUGGAGUUGCUGAAUUCUAAAAGCAGGCCAAACCUAAAAACCAAAACUAUGUAAUUUACUAACUGUCUCGGUAAUCUGUCAUGUUAUUUAAAAUAGUUAUGCAGAUUUCUAGUUGUCAGCCCUAGCUAAAUUGAUCUAAUCUCUGUUCCAACCAAUUGUCCCACAACAGUUUUUACUGAAAGACUUUGUAUCCACUGGGAACCUCUUUACAAAAGAUUUCUAAUUUUGUUAAAGAGAAGUCUUCCAUGUUUUCUUUCACUGGCAGCAUAUCAUCUGUAAAUUUUCAGAGUGGCAACAGCUUAUAUAUUUAAUCCUGUUAAGUUUUAUGUUUUUAAAUGAGCACUGCAUUUUGAUAGAAGCAUUGCACUAGCAAUGACUGCAGUCUCCUCUAACACUUUGUUAUCUCUGUUAGAGAAGAGAUCCCCAGUGGGCACAAGGCCUGAUAACGUUUGGUAAUUUGUAGUUGUCUAAAAUGCAUUUAUGAGUAUAAUUUUUACCAAAAUGUGUCUUGCCGUAUAAAUGAAAUGACUAAAGAUCUAAAUCUGUCUUUGCAUUCAGUCUGAUAUCUUGGGGCAUGGUAACGGUAAAAAAUGAGAAAUAAGCAUAUUGCUUUUAUUCCUGAUAGUAGUAUGGCUAUUUGUUGUGUCCACAGAUAUGCUUUAACACUGUUUUAUCUGUUCAUACUGCCAUGGGGGAAUGUACACUGUUUGCACCCGGCUGAAAUGACUUUUUAUGCUAUCUCUUCAGUCUGUCUGUAGGUGUAUGUGUGUUGGGAAUCACAGCCCCUUUUCAAACUAGCAUACUAAUUGCUCAUGUUAAACCAGGGUCAAACAGAGUUUCACAUACAGGUCAGUGAGAAGCAUUCAUGCCCAUUUUAAAUAACAGGGUGUAAACAGAGGUUGUCCUUGAAUAAAUGACUUUUGAAGGCCCAAGGGUAGGGAAUAGAAUAAGGAAAUUACAAUUUUGACUGAACUGAAGCAGCUGAAGACAAUUGUCAUUCUUGUAGUUCUUAGUAUAGAUGUAGCAAAAGUAUACAUUUUCCACACUUUGUUCACUAUUAACUAUUUUCUGAAAUACCAGAAGCUUUCUAUAAGCCUUUCUGAACAUAUGAUAUGAUUAACAGUGGAAGCAAAGUGUUGUGGUGCCCACUUGCUUGCUAAAUGUUAUAUAAAAAAUAAUUUUUCAAAUGGUAAGUAUCGCAUCUCAGGCAGUUUCGUGGAGGGCUUUCUAGCAGCUAAACAAGUUGGAAGAGUAUUUCAUGGACUGCUUGACCCUGGUUUGACUGACAUAUGACAUAUUUUAUAAUAUGGCAAAAGAUUUGUUGUAAUUUGAGCAUCGACAAAAGUUCAGUCAUGUCCAUUCCCACUUGUACUGGUGUAAUAAGACACUUUUAAAUAAUAGUGUGACAAGAAUCACCAUUUGACCACUGUAAUGUAAAAUAUUGUUAUUGUCAGCUGAACUGUAUUUAUCUGUAGUCGUGCACCAUGUCAAACUAAAUCCUUUCCACAGCAGAAACGUAUUGAAUUUCAGUGUGCAUUUGAACCGUGUAAAAUGAUCUGUACUUCACCUGCCUGUAAUUAAGGCUUUCUUUGGUGCAGAUACCACUUCUAAUUCACCCUGUAAAGAAAAACCUUGUGUUAUUGAGCCUUAAUUGGUUUGAUUUUAAAUAAGAGAAUACCUAGCACAUUUGAAAUGACUUUCUGUAUCAGAAUUGUUGUCAUUUCAUUUGUUAAGAGGUGCUUUACCAUUGUUGACAGUCUAAUUGACCAUUGCUGCUGCCAUUUAUAAGUGGUGAAUGAUAAUGAGGUUGCCUUUCCAGUUUCCUGUACCUUGCAUGCUGGCCAUGCUGGUCUUUCUCAAUUAUAAGUACAAAAUAUUGCAGUUUAUUCACUGACAUUAUGUUAUGUCUGCUAGACCAUAAAGGGGUAUGCCAAAUCGAAAUUAUUUUCUCUUGACGUGUUUGUGUGUGUGUGUGUGUGUAUAUAUAUAUAUAUAUAUAUACACACAUAUAAAAAACACUCACUGGGCGAUUGUGGCAAAGUAUCACCUGUUGUGCCUGAGUCAGAUGCGUGCCUUUCUCUUCGUAGUUUUGUGUUUUGAUCUACGGCUCUUUUUUUGUCCUUUCUGUGUCUUUUACUCCUGUAUUGGUUAAUUUCCUGAAGUGUCGCAAUCAAUCAUGCACUUUCUAUGUGUCGCAGUGGUUAAAGUUUUCAGUUUUUAGCUCUGUACCUCAUGCUUAUCAUUGCCAGUUGGUUGAAAAGAAAAAUAUGAAAGACUAACAAAGUCCAUCUUAGCUAUGGUUGGGAGAAGUGGCAGCAGGGGGAAACAUUACUUUUAGUUCAUUAUUCAGUCAAGGUAUUUAAAUACAACUACUAAUGACCCAUGUCUUCAACAAUAAAAAAGCUAGUGGAGUUUAGAAUUUUUAAGCUUACAUUUAAGACCUCACAUGGGUAGUAGGCAAGUGUUUUAGAGUACCUUUUGGUUACAUAAUUGCAUUCUAGUAAUCUAGUAAACCUUACAUUAUUGAUAGCUUGAUUUCAUAGGAGAUUUAUUCUGAUGUUGUCUUUGCUUAACAGCGCAGUACAGCAUGAAAUAUCAUUUCACAAAUAUAUUUCAAAUCACACAACUCAGAACAAAUGCUAUAUAGUGCAGAACUGAUCCUGUUUAGCCAGGUGCACACUGUAUAUAUGUAUGGCUCAGUUGAACUGUCCACAAAGGAUGAGUCUUUCUAAUCCAGCAUAGCUUUGCCCUUCCCUCGCGGCCAUCUGAGAAUUUGGGAGUUCAGUGUACACACAGUAGGCAAUUCUAUAACAAAAAUGUUCGUCACAGCCUCUAGUCUUGAAAUUUACAUUAUCUAUAUGGAUGUCAAUUCUUGUAUGUCAAAAGAGCGACAUGUAAGGUGCAAGCAUUUUAUACAUGCAUUUACUUCACAUGCAUAUAAACCGUUUCAAAUCCAACAGUGAUGAAUUGCAUUUAGGCAUAGACUUGACUGAAUAUUGUUAUAUCAUCUGGUGUGUGUAUGAUAGAAUUCAAAUUUGCUUCUUGAAUAUUUCCUGUUCAAGUUUGCAUGACAUGUUUCUCUGUCUGUGCUAGGGUUGGGGGCAAUACACAGUCAACUGAGCAUUAAAGGAAACAAAAGUUAAUGUCCUUAAAGGAAAUUCUGCCUUGUUUUCAGAUACUCUUUUUAAGUAUUGUUGACCACACCCCUGUCAGAAUAAAAUAUUUGGUAAGUGGGUGACCGCCCAAGCUUUUGAUUCAAGGUGAUGGUGAAUUGAACCCAGCCCUGGUGUGCAUUAUGUAUGUGUAGUCUAGAGAUUUAAUGUUGAGGGAGAGAAAAAAAAGUGUUCACUAUUGGGCUGCCUCGAAACCAAACUCCACCCUUCGUUUUGACACCUUUUCAGCUAACGAGGCUCAAGGAUGGAUGGAAGAAAGGGGGGAAGAAUUUCAGUGCGCCACCACCUCCCCACCCUGCAUGACCGGACAGGAUUACAACCACCACCUCUUCCUCCUCCACCCCUCCAUCUCUCCUCUCCGUCUCCACCCAUCCUUCUCUCUGUCUGUUCAUCUUGUCUGCCUGACUAAGAGCAGUGGAUGGAAGACCCUGACCUGUGUAAGGCUAUGUUAUCUAAACAUCUAUACUCAUGGUAACUAAAGAUGAAAGAAAAGAAACUUUCCAAACAGCUCUUUUAUUUUUACGAUGUUUUAUUUGACAUGAAGAUGACUACGUGUGAUGCUUUUUUGCAAAGAAACAAUAAAAUGGCCCCACAAUCCCCCUACUAGAAGACACAAACAUUACAUCCUAUUUUGUUUUUUAUUUUUCCUUGGCUCGCUGUACUGUGUACAUUCAGUUUAGAGAUCAGUUUUUAUAGGGUGCAUAUUUGAUGUUUUCUCCCCACCCCUCCCUCUCAUUCUCAUUUAUUCUUUUCAUGGUUAGUAUGUUUGUAAAUGUCUCUCUGCUUUUGAUUAAAAACUAGAUGGUGUUGUAAUAAAAAAUGUUUACUGAGGUACUCGAUGCAUUUGGUGAAUUCCUCUACAUGUUUGGCUCAUUUAUAUUAAAUGUAUAUUUUGGACUGCAGACUGUUUUUCAUAUUGAAUUUGUCUACACGUAAAACCUUUUCUUUCUUUUUUUUUUAGCUGUAUUAGCCAGCAGCUUUAUGUUUUAGUAAAUGGAACCCUGUCAUUUAGUCCCUUUUUCUGUUAUUUUGUGUUAUUUUAUUUUUCAAAUGGAUAAAACUUACAAGGUAAGGCAAAGUAGACAUGUACUUUUUUUUUUUUUUUUUAAAUGUGCAGUGAUCGUUUGAAGGGCAGAUAUGUCGACCAUGAACAUGUAGAUGGUCUAUAUGGACAUGCAGCUCUUUGGGGCUACACACUGUACACCAAAAAAACACACAAUACUGUUCACAAAGUAGUUUCUGUUUGUGUGUGAACGCACUGAACCGCUAUUAUGAACCCGAUUGUCUAUGAAGUCCUUGUUUUGUUCAUGUGAAAUAUUUUCAUUCUUCUGCUAAGUAAUGCUGGUAAAUUCGAGCAGCAGCAGUUUGCAUGCUUUACAUGGAAUUAGUCACCCAUACAUAUAAAUUAAUAUCAUUUCCAACACUACCCUGUCACACCUUUAGGUAAACCUUUAAACAAAACCUGAACAAAUUAAUUUAGUUUGUGAAAUAUAGACUGUACACCAUAACACUAGUAUUGUUAUGCAAUGCAACACGUGUUUUCUCUUUUUUUCCGCCACCCAUCGUGUUCAUGUCUUGCAUUUUGUUUAAAUACACUGAUUGUCAGCACUUGGUGAUAGAGGUUUUAGUUUGUAGUGUUUAAGAUGAUUGGUUUGGCAAAUGAGCACUGAGAUACAUGUAUGUGUUUUACUCUCUACGACCAAAAUCUAUUUAUACAUUCAGCCUAGAUUUUACUUUGCGUUGCGUCUUAAGACCAGACCAGUUAUUGAAUUUUAGGACAUAAAAAUCUGAGUGUUUCAUCAGUGUCACAUUGCUGUUUGUUCCAUUUGUACUCCAAAACAAAGGAAUAUGGAUAAAAUUAGAUUAAAAUGCAAGUUUCUUUGUAUGAAUACAACAAAAUACAUCGCAGAUAUACACAGGUUAGCAAACAGCUCCUGUUUCAAUGGUCCACAAUACAUCCCUUUAUUGUUUAAAUCGAAGAAUCUUUUGUGUUUAUUUGAUUAUUGGUUUACUUGUCAAGAUGAUUGUUCUUUUGUUUUGUUUGUAUUAUUUUUAAAUCUGUCGUGUCGGUUCAAAUCCAUGACCAUCCCCUGAAAUAUUGCAUCUACAAAGGUAUUUAAUGAUUGUAAAUAUUGCUGACCAUAACUUCCAUCUAGUCAUUUUAAUGGCUACAGGAAUCACUGAACUUUUAAAAGCUGUUAAUCAGAGUGUAACAGCAUCCAAGCAUUUUUAAAACCAUCACGAUGCUCUUGAAAUGUCGUUUUUUUCUAACUGUACACUUUAAAAGUAGUAUUAUAUUCUAAUUGUUGAUCCCUUUGCUCCUAUAACCUUGUAAUCUCUGUAAAAGAGUAAUAGGACAAAUUGUACAUUGGGGUUUAGGUACAAAAACAAUGUGAAAAAGUGGCAUUUCACUCUGAAGGGGGAAUAAUCUUAAUGCUGAACAAUAGUUUAAAGCCGUCAGUUAUUUUGGCCGUCUGGACCUCUUGUCUGUGCCUACAUAUUAUGAAUCUUUCAUAUACAUUGGCUUUUUGUGGCCUUCAAAUUCACCUCCACCCAGUGUCAUCUUGAGCGGAGGUCUAAUCAGCCAGAAUAAGACCGUCUUUGUGCAGGGCUUUCUGUAAAAAUACUCAGGGGUUCCCUGUGGUGCUGCCUUGUGCUGACUUCUCUCCACAGCGCUGACGGUAAGUGUUUACAGGUCACUGCUGAAGAAGAAAAAGUCUAGACUCUACUGCAUCAACCAAGACUUUACCUCAUGUAAGCGGUUGGAAAGUAUCUUGUGUGUUUGUGUUUUCAGUAUUUGACUUGUGUAAAGGUAGGAUCAUUUUUACCAGCCAUUACCUGAUCUUAAGCUACCUUUCCCAUCACCUGUAACAGAUAAUUUAAGGUUUAGAAAUGUUGCGUUUGUGACCCCCAAACUGAAACUCCCUAAAGUGCCACAUGGGUAAAACUUGUAACUUCAUAUUUGAUCAUUUACAGUUGAUUUCUCUGUCUGUAAAUGUAAUUGAUCAACCUGCCUGGUGAAAGCAGGGCCUGUAAGGGCUACAUGACUUGUGUCUUGCAACAAUUCUUAUUGGUAUUCAUUAUUAAUGUAAUUUGGGUUUAUACAUUAAUGGGAUCAGUUCUAAUUUAUUUACAACUGUACCACUGCCAGCAAUGUCCUGUUCUUGUUGCACAUUCCCUGUUCGGGAAAGGCACAUGGAAGCCAAAGUAACCAAAUGGUCUCAAAAAAUAAAACAUUUCUAAAUUCA
This is a messenger RNA of Dicentrarchus labrax (European seabass), 11743 nucleotides long. It is a transcript of the gene cpsf6, whose product is annotated as cleavage and polyadenylation specific factor 6. The transcript is spliced from 11 exons. Lineage: Eukaryota; Metazoa; Chordata; Actinopteri; Moronidae. The record is from RefSeq and is a predicted model, not a curated record. Bases 67 to 1824 code for a protein of 585 amino acids. Gene Ontology annotation, biological process: mRNA alternative polyadenylation. Gene Ontology annotation, cellular component: mRNA cleavage and polyadenylation specificity factor complex. Gene Ontology annotation, molecular function: mRNA binding.